GUGAGUGAAGACACGCUGACUGUUCCAAGAUGGCGGGCGCGCCGACGUGUCUGGAGCGGUCGAAUUUGAGUUCUACGUAAUCGUAUGCCUCUUGGGGCAUUCCACUUCUUCCUGUUUUCUCAGCUCAUUCAAUAACAUCAAAACUGCGCACUGUGCAAUCAGAGUUCAGUCUGUACAAAAACAUGGAGAGAAAAAAAACUAGUUUCUGCAUUUUGAAAUUGUUAUUAAAAUGUCAAUAAAUAAAAAUUAACUAUACAAAUAUGGACAAAUUUUCCCCGAAUUUUCUUCUACUAUUUUUUUAAUCUUACCAUUUAUUUCCAUUCAGCCCCCUGCCGGAAGUUGUCUGUUACUAUGGUGAUGCGCCUACACUACCUCCUGUAUGUGUUUUUUUUUUCCAAUGAAACAAAAUGAACGGAGAUGAUAUGGUACUGGAAUGUAUCAACCAACAACAGGAGAGUCUAAACCUGAGUAAUCGGGGUCUAGUUGUUUUGCCACGUGGGGUUUCGAAACUCGUUACCUUGAAAAAACUGUUUCUGAACAACAAUCAGCUCAUUUUACCACCAGACGAGAUUCUACACCUGGAACAGCUUGAAGAACUGACACUGGAUAGUAACCAGCUGACCAUUCUUCCUAGUAACAUUGGUUCACUGAAACACCUGACUUACCUGGGUGUAAACCACAAUCCAUUAUCUGUUCUCCCAGAAGAAGUAGGGGACCUGAGAGAACUGAGAGAGCUCUGGGCUGUUGGAUGUGGUCUCAUCUCCAUACCAUUAUCUAUUGGUAAACUCAGCAAGUUACAGAAACUUGGGCUCCAUAAUAAUAAUAUUACACACCUGCCAUCAAAACUUGGAGCCCUCAACAGUUUGCAGUGGUUAAACUUAGCAGAUAAUAAACUUCAAGACCUCCCAAAAGAUGUGAAUCACUUACAGUCUCUGGUCUUCAUGAACCUGGACAAGAACUGUUUUACACACAUCCCUACUGAACUAACAGACUUGGCAAAUCUGCAGAUCCUGUCUGUUAAAUUUAACAGCAUCAGAUCACUGGAGGAUUACUUAAUCCCUGGUUUCAGCAGUCUUAUAAAACUGGACCUCAGAGAAAAUCCUUUAAUGGAUAGGCCACCUCACUGGAAGGGACUGGAUUUCAUAUUGCUGGGAAAAGUGUGAUUUACUGAAGAAGCAUUUUAAUAUGAGAUGAGCAGAAACUGAGAAUGAACAUCCAGUUGCAUUAAUUACUUUUGUCAGUGAAACAUAUAAAGAACAAAAAAGUGGAUUUAUAGAGGCACGUUAUAUUACAUUUCUUUGUGACAAUAAGGAGGUGUCACAUUAUUAGAUCUCGAAACAUUAUGGCCAUGGAGGGAGGGAUGAAAAUCAUAAAGUUCCCCUAAAUACUUCUUCAUUUGGUCGAUAUGAGCAUACCCUGAAAAAGAGACAGAACAAUAAACAGUUUCUAAAUGUGAGAA
Molecule: messenger RNA, 1459 nt
Organism: Pimephales promelas (fathead minnow)
Lineage: Eukaryota; Metazoa; Chordata; Actinopteri; Cypriniformes; Leuciscidae
Cellular component (GO): cytoplasm
Molecular function (GO): protein binding
Source: RefSeq, a predicted model, not a curated record